Molecule: messenger RNA, 987 nt
Organism: Daphnia magna
Lineage: Eukaryota; Metazoa; Arthropoda; Branchiopoda; Diplostraca; Daphniidae
Source: the annotation of a RefSeq genome assembly
AUGUGAUUUUCUCCUUCUUUAAUUCUGAUACUUAUCAGAAUCAUAUCCAGAGUUUUUUUAAUUUUGUCUUCUCCCUCGCUUUUUAUUUCGUGGUUGGGGUUAGAAUUAAAUACUUUGGCCUUUUUGCCUAUAAUGUUGGUUAAAAAAACAAGUAUGGCUAGAGAGGGUUCUGUUAAAUAUUUUCUUACACAAACUUUGGCAUCUAUUUUAAUUAUUAUUAGAAUUGUUAUAUUCUUUUUAGAUUUAAAUAGUGUGGGUAACAGUCUUCUUUUGGUUGGUUUAAGUAUUAAAUUGGGGGCGGCCCCUUUUCACUCAUGAAUUUUGAGAGUAGCUGAGACUUUAAAUUGACCAGUUUUGUUUAUUUUACUAACUAUCCAGAAAAUUAAUCCGUUAUUUAUAUUAUGAAAUUUCUCUUCUUAUUGGGGAAAUGUGUUUAAUGUUAUUAUUAUUAUGUCUCUAGUAGUCGGUAGUCUAAUAGGGUUAAUUCAGACAAGAACUCGGCUAUUGAUGACUUUUUCUUCAAUUAGUCAUAUGGGGUGAAUUUUGAUUAGUGUAUCUUUUGAUUUAUGAAUAGGGGUAUUAUAUUUUUUUAUUUAUAUAGUUGUUUUACUUCCGGUGAUUAUAAUUUUUAAUACUUUUAAUAUUUCUUAUAUCAAUGAAUUCUUUUUAAUAAAUUUUUCUUUAUCUAAACAAAUUCUAUUAUUUUUAUCUGUUUUAUCAUUGGGGGGUUUGCCGCCCUUUCUGGGAUUUUUACCUAAGUGGUUGAUUUUACAAGUUGUGAUAAGAAUAGGGUGGUAUUUUUUUAGACUAAUUAUAAUUUUAGCUAGCUUGUUUACCUUAUUUUUUUAUUUACGUGUGACCUUCACAGCUUUUAUUUUGGGGGGCUCUAGUUUAUUUGAAACAAAAAUUUUUUACUCUCUAGGAAACUUAAAUCUAUUUAUACUAUCAUUAUCUAUUUUAGGGUUGCCCUUGUUUUUGUUUGUCUAG